Molecule: messenger RNA, 839 nt
Organism: Chaetomium strumarium
Lineage: Eukaryota; Fungi; Ascomycota; Sordariomycetes; Sordariales; Chaetomiaceae
Product: kinase-like domain-containing protein
Exons: 2
Coding region: 1-726 (241 amino acids)
Biological process (GO): protein phosphorylation
Molecular function (GO): ATP binding; protein kinase activity
Source: RefSeq, a predicted model, not a curated record
AUGGAGGAUCUAUCGACAAGCUCGAAUGCCAGCGAUCGCUCGUCAACGCCUGACGUCUCGAAGUUACAUUCAAGUUGUCACUGGUACAUGUACCAGGCACGGCCGAUCACUCCUCCUCAAGAUGCGGGAGACGGCGACCUCUACAGCCACUUUCCCAACCUCGACCACGUUGAAGUCUCCCCAGUAGCCCUAAGCCCUGCUCUCGCUGCCAUCUGGAGAGACUCGACGAUUCUGGACUACGGUUCCUACGCGUCUAUCCGAGCCUUGGAGCAUGGCGACAGUCCCUUUCCCAUUCUCAAGCUCGCCCAUCCGGACACGCAAUCCCUCGAGCUCAUCCAACACGAGUUCAACAUCCUCAGCGAUUUGAAGUCGCUGGGCCUGCCGGUUCCAGAGAUCGACACACAGCCCAUUGUCGACGGCGGGCGAAUCUGCGGCUACCGGAUGAAGGCGUUAACCAAGCUCAAACCAUCCGAGCUACGUUGUCGGCAGCACGACAUUCGACGCGUUCUUCUACAGCUCCACUCGGCUGGAUUCUGCCACGGGGAUGUGACUCCCAGCAACAUCAUGCAGGACGGCAGCGAUCGCAUUAUAUUGAUUGACUUUGGCUUUGCGGGGCGAGCAGGCAGCGCCGUCCCGCCUUUUAUCCCUAGCUGGGUGUAUGCUGGUGGCAUCUUCGAGCCGACUGGUGACUGGAAAGCAUUCGAGCGGUUCUUUAGAGAGCCCUGAACCUUUAGGGUUUAUGGUCCUUGCACCAACCCGACCAGAAUGCAAUCGGCACCUCCUCAACGCCCUUACAAUCCUCCAUCCCCUGUUUGCCACAGGCUUCCAGACUGCCUGCG